CAGGAAAAAAAAAUGCUAGAAUCUCGAUAAAAUAAAAAAUGCAGAAGCUCAACGGUGCCUUUUCUUACUAUCAGAUAGAAGUUGCAGUCGCACCGAUAUCAACGCAGCCGGAGACGGAGUUCGUCAUCGCCGGCCACCAAAAACAGUAAGAAACUCCGUCCAAUUUUUCCCCUCCUUUCCGCAUUUUCAUUCCCCUAUCCCGUCGCGGCCCUUAACCGCCCACGACGAUACGAUUCCAACGCCAUAACCGCCCCUGCAAAACCAAACGCACCAUAGAAUUGCGUCGUAGCAAAGCUCUACUCCGCACUGCGAUUAACAACAUAGAAUGUGGUAGGAGUUAAUCUCGAUCAUUAGAUUCCAACUUAUUAUUCGAAAUUUACAACUUCAACUCAUAUAUGAUCAAUAUUCAAUAGAUAGCUUUCAAUUUGGAUACUUCAUCGUUCAUUGAAGAAUUUAGGGUUAGGGUUUGGGGUGAAAACGGAAAACAUGGCAUCUUCGGAUGACGAAGUUGAUACACAGCCAAUUUUUGUAUCAAAUUACCAUUUCGUAGAUGAUAAAGAUGCGCCUGUUUGUUUCUCUGUGUUGCCAAUUCAAUGGAGUGAGUCUGAGAGUCUUGAAGGGAAGAAAGAGAAGGUUUUCCUUCACGGUAACGCCGAUAAUGGGUUGCAGAAAGUUUUCAUUCAAGUCAAAGCAUGGAGGUUUGAUCUUUCCAAUGUCAAGCCGGAGAUAUCGGUGUUAUCUAAGGAUGGGAGAUGGAUCAAACUUCAAAAGCCAAGGAAGAGUUAUGAAGAUAUCGUAAGGACUGUUUUGAUUACUGUUUAUUUCAUGCAUUAUGUGAAGAAGAAUCCUGAAACAUCGGCAAAAUCUGUGUGGGAUAGCUUGAGUAAGAAUAAGGAUUUCAGCUAUUAUGAAGUUAAGCCUUCACAAAAUGAUUUGUUAAACCAUAUGGCUUUAAUGGGUGAAGCUGCCACAAGGGAUACCAUCUUAGCAAAGUCCAAGCUUUUACUCACGGUUCUGGAAGAUAAGGAUAGGAUGAGGAUUAAGAAAAUUCCUGACGAGGAAGAUGAAGAGCUAACACGACCUGGAUUUAUAGUUGAUGAUAUUGACAAUGAUGCAAUUGAUGAAACUGUUGCUGAGGAAGAGUCAGAUGAAGAGGAUGAGUUAUUUGAUUCUGUUUGUUCGUUUUGUGACAAUGGUGGUGAACUUUUGUGUUGUGAUGGAAAGUGCAUGAGAUCAUUUCAUGCUAAUGAGGAGGACGGUGAAGAAUCUUCUUGUGCCUCUCUUGGAUUUAGCCGGAAGGAAGUUGAGGAGAUCCAAAAUUUCUAUUGUAAGAAUUGCAAAUAUAAUAAACACCAGUGCUUUGCAUGUGGCGCACUAGGCUGUUCGGAUAAAUUUGCUGGUGCUGAGGUCUUCAAAUGCGCUUCUGCAACCUGCGGUUUCUUUUAUCAUCCAGAAUGUGUUACAAAGUUACUUCACCGGGUGGUUGAGGAUGUUCCUCCUGAACUUGUAAGAAAUAUAGCUAAAGGGGAACCUUUCACUUGUCCUGCUCAUUAUUGCUGUAUCUGCAAAGAAAUGGAAAACAAGAAGGAGCACGAGUUACACUUUGCUGUUUGUAGGCGUUGUCCCAAGUCAUAUCAUCGCAAAUGUUUGCCAAGAAAGAUUGCUUUUGAAGACAUAGAGGAAGAAGGCAUUGUGGCCAGGGCUUGGGAAGGUCUUUUGCCAAACAAUCGCAUUCUUAUUUAUUGCUUAAAGCAUGAGAUAGAUGAUGAACUUGGAACUCCUAUAAGAGAUCAUAUAAAAUUCCCCUAUGUUAAAGAAAAGACAAAGCCUGCAACCAAAGAAGUUAUAAACAAGAACAAUGCUAAGUUAGAAGAUUUACCUGUCACAAGACCUAGUGCUAAAUUAUCUAAAUUGUCUGGUAAAAUGUCCUCUGGGAAAGUUGGUACUGAGAAUCCUGGAAAGAUUUCUGGAUCAAAUAUCCCUAGAAAGAAAGCAAAUGAAGAAUCAAGGAGGUAUUUGAAUGAAACUAAGAGGUCAAUUUUAAAGGAAACCGAAAGGUCUGACUAUGAGGAAAACCAGCCCUCACUGGGUGAGCAACUUUUUUCUUUCUACCAGAAGGGUUCCAAGCAAAUUAGUUCUGGCAAUCAUGUUGAUAAUGUAUCUGAUAACACCCUGUCUGUUAAGCGUACUAAAAAGCUGAGCAGUGCACCACCCCAAUUAGAUGCAGAUUCAGAGAGGAGAUUGUUGGCUUUGUUUAAAGAAGCUUCAUCUUCAAUUACUAUGGAGAAAGUCAUAAAAGACCAUAACUUUGUUUCUACUCAUGCUCACUCACUGAAAAAUGUUGUGGAGAAGACUAUUACGGUGGGAAAGUUGGAAGGUUCAGUUGAGGCUGUUCGGACAGCUUUAAGGAUGCUGGAUGAUGGACAUAGCAUUCGGGAUGCAGAAGCUGUUUGUGGUCCCGAUGUUAUGAACCGGUUAUUCAAGUGGAAGGACAAGUUGAAAGUGUAUCUUGCACCUGUUCUACACGGUAAUCGCUACACAUCAUAUGGUCGCCAUUUUACACAAGUGGAAAAGCUGGAAGGGAUUGUGGAUAAACUCCAUUGGUAUGUUCAGAAUGGUGAUACGAUUGUGGACUUCUGCUGUGGUGCUAAUGAUUUUAGCAGACUCAUGAAGAAAAAGCUUGAAGAGACUGGGAAGAGAUGCUCGUACAAAAACUUCGAUUUACUUCCAACAAAGAACGAUUUUAAUUUUGAGAUGAGAGAUUGGAUGACUGUCCAGCGAACGGAGUUGCCUACAGGGUCACAGUUGAUCAUGGGCCUCAAUCCCCCCUUUGGACUUAAAGCAGCUUUGGCAAACAAGUUUAUAGACAAGGCUUUAGAGUUUCAGCCUAAGCUCAUGAUUCUUAUAGUACCACCAGAGACACAGAGGCUGGAUAGAAAACGAAAGCCAUAUGAUCUUGUCUGGGAGGACGAAAGGUUUCUAUCAGGCAAGUCGUUUUAUCUACCUGGAUCAGUUGAUGCUAAUGAAAAGCAAAUGGACCAAUGGAAUGUAACGCCACCCCCGCUCUACCUUUGGAGCCAUCCAGACUGGGCUGAUAAGCAUAAACUCAUAGCCCAGGAGCAUGGUCACCUGAGACAGCAUGACCUAUCAAGGAUGGAUAGUUUCGACAAGGAUAAAUCCUCUGCCAGUCAUACAAUGGAUGAUGAUUAUGUUGAUGAUACCAUGUUGGAUCGUAUGCUGGAUCAUGAUUUCUUGAAGUCAACUAAUGAUGAAGAUUGCUCAUUUAUGGUAGGCCAUAUGGAAGGCCUGUCCCGUGGAAAUGUUGAUCAACAGGAGUAUUUGGCGACUAAGGCUGAGAACACUUCAUGGAAAAGGAAACGAAUAGAUGAUGGAAGAGAACCAGCUGUGACCUCACAAGCUAAAAGACAAAAUAUAAAUGAAAUGCAUGAGGGAGUACUGGACCAUGGUAACUCAAAUCCACUUGAAUUCGAAGGAUAUCAGUCUGAAUCAGAUAUGAUAAUUUCAGAUGAUGAGGCCGCUGAAAAUAGUCACACGCCUCUGGAGCCCCACUCUUCCGUCGGUGAUGAUGGCUAUAGGCCUCUUGAACCCCUCUCCUCCUCCCGGAUGGAGUUUGGUGACGCCUAUGAUGGGACCCAAAAUUGGCGAAAUGUUGCUGAUCCCCUUCCUGAUUAUGGGUUGGCAGAUUUACAAGAUCACAAUAGCAGCCAUCUGGGAGACGGCACAAGUAGCCUUGGAUAUAGACCUGUUCUCAGGGAGGAUGAUAAUCCAAUUCACCCUCCUGGAGUUCCGAAUUCUGAUCCUAUGAGUAGUAGUUAUCUACCUGGUCGUGGUUCUGCUUAUAACCAAUUGGGAUCUACUUAUUCUGUACUUGGUUCUGGAUCUGAAUUGCCUUACAUGAUGAAUACACCAGCUAUGCAGACGAAUACACCAGCUAUGCAACGGUAUGCAUCUCGUCUCGAUGCAUUAAACCAUGUCAGCACAAAUUCUUUGGAGCCUGAACAUCCUAUAAUUGGUAGAAAUACCACUGCUGAACGUAGUACAUCCCAACCUGGAUCUGGAAAUGUGCCGCCAAGUUUUCCAGGCGGUCCUUCCCAUUUGUAUUCACGCCAGAAUUCAUCAAGUUGGUUUAGUGAUUAACUUGAAUGUCUACUUUUUUAGGUGUUCUCCUUUUGUUUUGGAUAAAGAUGUUAUAUUAUGUACAUAGGUACAUAGAUGAUAUGGUAUUAGGAAUCUAGGAUGGAUGUGUUUUACAUGGGAUAUUUGAUUGUGUCCCUCUUACAUCCUUCAUAGAUUCUAGGUUUUGCAUGAUACUCUUCCAUCUAUCUGCUUCAUGAAGAGCAUUUUUUUGCUGGGAUUGUUCUUGUCCCCCUUUUGGUUAGUGACCCAAUGUAAAUGUAUAAUGACCUGUGUGACCCUAUAGCUGACACAGAUCUGGUGUACCAUUAGAUUGUAUUUAGCUAUUUUGUUGGUGUGGUAUUAAAAUGAAGCCAAAAAGAAUCACUAAAUUAGAGUCUUUGCAAAUGGAUAAAAUUGAGGCAAGUUUUAUGGGAGAUCAUCAUCUUGAUACAUGGUUUAUCGUGGAUUGAUACUUAAACAAAGAGAAAACAAAUAUGAGAUUAGUUUUGAGGAACAGUUAUUUGUUUUUAUUUUAUUUUUGUCAAACUGAAACAAACUAGGUUACUAAAAUGUUACAAUAAGAGGAUAAUUAACUUCUAUUUCAUUUCAAGUACUAAUCCACGUUGCAACAUUUAUCAA
Trifolium pratense (red clover) is the source of this 4776-nucleotide messenger RNA. RefSeq names its product protein ENHANCED DOWNY MILDEW 2-like. Lineage: Eukaryota; Viridiplantae; Streptophyta; Magnoliopsida; Fabales; Fabaceae. The transcript is spliced from 18 exons. The coding region runs from base 487 to 4158 and encodes 1223 amino acids. The record is from RefSeq and is a predicted model, not a curated record.